AUGAAGGAUGAAAGGUGUGUUUUUAUAAUAUUACCAGAUGUUACCAAUGAUCUUAAAGACGAAGAAGUUUUAGAAAAAUUAGAAGAAAAAAAUUUUAUUAUUUUAAAAAAAAAAAAAGUUCACUUGACAGAAAAUGAAAUAAAAGAAAUAUUCGAUUUUACACCUGAACAAUAUAAUGAUAUAAAUGAAUUUUAUGAUUAUAUAGAAAGUGGUUUGUCAUUGAUUAGUUUAAUAGAACAUAUAGAAGGAGAUACUAUUAGUAAAUUAAAUUCUUUAACUAAAAGUACUUCUAUAUUAAUAAAAGAUGAGAAAUACUUUGAAUGCUUAGAAUAUCAGUGCAAUUUAAAGUGCAAAAACGUUCCCUUUUAUUAUAGUAAAAAUGAGUGGUAUUUUAUCAGAGAUAUUGAUUUUUUUUUUCCAUCAUAUGACAAUAUAUGUUUGGAACGAGCCUUAGUCAUAUUAAAACCCGAUGUUGUGGAAAUGAAUAAGAUGAAUGAUAUAGUUAGUGAUAUAUUAAAUUUUGACCUAUUAAUAGUAGCUAUAAAAAGAGGAGUGUUGUCUGUAGAAAGAGCAAAGAAAUUAUAUAGUGAUUUGGUUGAUAAGCCUUAUUACAAUGAUUUGAUUGAUUUUAUGACAUCCUCAAAAGGAAUAGUUUGUUUAGUAAUAGAAGGUCUUAAUUGUAUAAGGAGGGCACACAUUUUAUGCGGACCAUCUUUUUCUUUAGUCGAUUUUGAACAUAUGCCAAAUUAUUGUUUGAAGAAGAAAUAUGGAACUAACCAACUGAAGAACGCUGUACAUAUUUCUAAGGAUGAUAAUGUAGAGAAGGAAAUAGAUCUAUUUUUUGGAAACGAAAAUUUUAAAAGCGAGAAUGGAAUUAUGAUAGUUAAGGAAGGUAUAUUGGGAGCAGAUGGUUUCAUGAGAUUAAGAGAGUAUUUGAAUAUAUAUGGAUUUCAUAUAUUGGAAGAGAAAAUGAUUAGGAUGAGAAAAGAUGAAAUAAAAAGUAUAUAUGAUAUGAAUGAUAUAAAAUAUUUAAAUGACCAUUCAGGAUUUCAAGAAAAUAUGGGGAAUAAUAAUUUGAUAGAGGAAGAUAACUUUAUAAUUAUACUAUUGUCACGAAUUAAUUGUCAGACAUGUUUGCAUUACUUAAAAUGUUUGGAUAUUAUCAAGAAAUGUGAAAAUAGGAAAUGGAAUAAUAUAAAAUUUUCAUUUGCUAUAAAUAAUAGUGAUAAAGACAAAUUUAUUUCCCUUGAAAAAAAAAGUGGAGACAUUAUAUAUGUGUAUGACAUAAAAAAAGUGAAUGAAUUAAUAAAGAAAUAUUUUAUUUUUGAAAGAUAUAAUGAAAGGAUUACAAUUGACAUGGUAAAGAAUUUUUUAUUUUGUAAAAAUGUUACAAGUAAAAUAUAUAAAGAUGAAGAGAAUAUAAAAUUAAGCAAUGUACUUAUGGAAGGAUUAAGCAGAAUAUGUGAAAAGAAGCCUAUGAAUAAUUCAGCUGUUUUUUGGUUAUGUAAAUGGAUUAAACAAAGAGAAAAAGAAAUUAAAAAUAAUAUUAAGAUAGAAGAGGAAUUAAAAAGGAAAGAAGAUAUGUUGAAUUUAGAAACGAAGAAGAAAAAAGGAAUGCAGAGAAGUGAUACUAUGGAAGUGGAUAAUUUUAAUAAAUCUUUAAAGUUAUGUGAUGAAGAUAAGUUGAUAAAUGUUUAUAAAAAAAAGAAAAUUAUAAUUAUUCCGGACAUAAAAGAAGAUAAUAUUGAUUGUUUAAAUGAAAACGAUAAUUAUGUUGAAAGAGCAAAAUCGGAAAUAAUAAAAUAUUUUGAAAAAUUAAAUUAUGUGCAUUUAAAUUUUAAUGAGCUUUGUUCAAAAGAAGAAAAGAAAAAUUCUCUCUUAGGAAAAAAAAUUGAAUAUACCAAAAGAAAAUAUAAGCAACUAACUGUUGAUUUAAUAAAACGUAUAUUAAAAGAAAAUUUAGAGAGGAAUAAAUUAUAUUACAAAUUUAUAUUGACAGGAUUUUCAAAUAUUAUUGAUACGUCUUAUUUGACCAAGAAUGAUAUAAUACAAUGUUCCUUUUGUUUAAUAAUAAAAAGGGAAGUUAAAGAUAAAAUUGGAGAAGAAAAAAGUGGAGAAGAAAAAAGUGGAGAAGAAAAAAGUGGAGAAGAAAAAAGUGGAGAAGAAAAAAGUGGAGAAGAUAAAAUUGGUGAAGAUAAAAUUGGUGAAGAAAUAAAUAAAAAUGAAGAGAUAAAUAAAAAUGAAGAGAUAAAUAAAAAUGAAGAGAUAAAUAAAAAUGAAGAGAUAAAUAAAAAUGAAGAAAUAAAUAAAAAUGAAAAGAUAAAUAAAAAUGAAGAAAUAAAUAAAAAUGAAGAGGAAUAUAUUAUUAAUAAUAAAGAAAAGUAUCUUUGUUUUUUAAAAUAUUUCCAUGGUAUAGAAAGAGAUAAUAAUUAUAUUAUGCCCUUUUUGAAUAAAGGCAAAAUAUUGAUAUAUAGAAAAUCAAAUUUUGAGGAAUGCAUAAAAAAUUUUGAAAACGAAGUAUUUCUUUUUUAUGGAAUAAAGAAAAAAUAUUUAAAGAAUAUAAUUACUUAUUUGAAAGAGUUUUAUAAUUUUUAUUUUAUAGAUCACAUGAAAUGGUUAAGAGAAGAAAGUGAAAAGAAAUUAAAAAAUAAUGAAUGUAAUGAAAAUAUAGAUGAAUAUUUUAUGUCUAUAUCAUUUUUUUCUUAUGUUAUUGAAAAUUGGAAAACAUUGAUAAAUAAGGAUUAUAAUAAAAAAUUUAUUUUGUGUAAUUAUCCAUAUAAGAUAGAGCACAUUGAAAUGAUUGAAAAUAUAUUGAAUGCAAGAUUGUUUAUAUUUUAUUUUAAGAAUGAGAGGGAUGAAAAUGUGAGUUAUAUUAAGGAGGGUGAUAAGAUACUAGAGGGAAUUGCUCAAGGUAAUGAUAAAAAUGAAAUUUAUGAUGAUAGAAAUAAAAUUUAUGAUGAUAGAAAUAAAAUUUAUGAUGAUACAAAUAAAACGUAUGAUGAUAAAAAUAAAACUUGUGAUGAUAAUGAUAUAAGGAGGAAAAGAGAAAGAAAUAAAUACAUAAAAGGAGAAAAAAUUCCCCAUACAUUAAUAAACAAUUUAAUUAAUAAAGUUAAAAAGAAAGAUAUGACAUAUAAAAAAUAUGAUGAGGUAAUAAAUAAAAGACAAGUGUUUACAUUUGAUGGUUCAAAUAAAGAUAGUUGUGAAUAUGUAGACGAAAUAGAAAAUUUUUUCGAUAGCAUAAUAAAUGUAGCUAAAAAAAAGGUUAUCUUAAUAUGUAAUAUGACAAAUAAGGAUAUAAAAUUUAUAGGUUUUUAUUUACAAUAUGAAUAUCCGAAUAUGGUUUUUUAUGAUUUAAAUAGUGAUGAUAAUAUGUCUAAGUUUUUAAAGAAUGAUAUUAAAAAUGUGAUGGAAGAAGAUGUACAUUAUAAGGAUAGUAUAUUUAAUAAAAAUAAAGACAGUAAGACAAAUAUAUUAAUAAAUAAAAUGACAAAAUUUAUAUCAACUAUUAAUGCAAAUUAUUAUGUUUUUUCUAAUUUCCCGACUAAUUUAAAUUUUGAGGACUAUGAGAGGUUACAUUUAUUUUUUGAAAUAAAAUUGGUUCUAUUAAUUGUUGAGGAUGAUUUUAAUAUGAAUAAGGUAGAUCUAAAAAAAUUAGGUGAGUAUCCUUUUGGUUUUUUUUUUUUUUAUUUUUAUAAUAGGGGUAGCAUGUUAGUGAUUGGAAUAAAACAGAUGGAUGAAAUGGAAAGAGAAAAAAUAAAAAUAGAAGGGGAAGAAAUGGAAAGAGAAAAUAUUAAAAUGGAAGGGAAAGAAAUGGAGAUAGAUAAGAUUAAAAUGGAAGAGAAGGACAUGGAGAUAGAUAAGAUUAAUAUGGAAGAGAAAGACAUGGAGAUAGAUAAGAUUAAAAUGGAAGGGGAAGACAUGGAGAUAGAUAAGAUUAAAAUGGAAGAGGAAAAUUUAAACAAACAGUGUGAUAAUAUAAAAUUACAUAAUGAAGAGGCAAAAAAAGAGAAUGAAAUAGAGCCCAAUUGUAUAUACCAAAAAAAUAAAGACAGUAAGGAAUUCUCAAUAUAUCAAUAUGAUGAUGAUAUGAAGAAAAGAAUCCUGUCAAAAAUUGAAGAAUGUAUUCGACCGCGUUUAAUUUGUUAUUAUGCUGGAGAUGACUAUGAUAUAGAUCUUUUUUUAAAAAAAAGAUUAAAUAAGAAUAAUGAAGAUACCUUCCAUUUAGUAAGUUAUGAUGAUGUUAUAAAAGAUUUCAUGUCUAUAAUUAUAGAUCAAGAAGAGGGAAUGUGUAAAAACAAAAAAAUGGAUGAAACAUUAAAAACGUUGGUUGAGGAUAUAAGAAUAAGAAGAAGACUAAAAAAAAAUAAUAAGGAAUAUAUAAAAACGAUGAUGUAUACAUAUUAUUUAAAAUAUAUUUUGCAGAAUAAAAGUAGGUAUUUAUUUUGUAAUAUAAUAGUAUAUAAUAUUCCCCAUAAAGAAAUUAUAGAUGAAGAUAUUUUAAAGGGGAUUUCAUAUAUUAUAGAUAUUAAGAAGGUAAUUCAUUUUGUUUAUUAUAUAGAGGAGGAAAGUUAUGAUGCUUUAAAUGAUGAGAGGAUAUAUUCAGAUUGUAUGAAUGAGCACGUUUCUUCUUUUAUGUUAGAAGAGGUUUGUAUUGACAAGGUGGAAGGAAUAUCAAGUGAGGCCAAAAAAUUAGAUGUGGAAAAUAUAUCAGAUGAUGAAAAUGUAAGAAUAAGUGGAGAAGACAAUAUGUUAAUUGAUAGGAAUAAUACAAAUGAUAAUAUAGAGAAGGCAAAGAUAUAUGAUGGAGAUGAAAAGAAGCAGAAGAGUUUGAAGGAUAAUAAAAAAAAAAGAAAAAUGGAUGAAUAUAAUAAAGAAUUAAAAAAGAAUGAGAAAAUAUUUUUAUCAAAAUAUAAAGAUAUUGAGAUUAGCAGAAUAUAUAUAGAUAAAGAGUUCCCAUGUAAUAUGUUAAAUAUAUAUUGUCCUAAAAUAAUUAUUUUAUUUAUACCUCAAAAUAUAUAUUUACAAUUAUAUAUAUCCUCUUUGAUAUGUUUACAUUUGAAGAAUUAUAUAUCUAUUAAUACAGCUAGCUUGAUAUAUGAGAUAAAAAUAUUGGAAAGGAUGAAGAAAAAAAUGGUAUAUAUAGAAAAGUGUAAGAAAGGAGGGGAGUUAGAUAAUGAAGAUCGAUAUAUAUCUGAGAUUAUGAAUGAAAAAGGGAUGAUAAGAAAAAUAUAUAAUUAUAUAAUGAGUAAGAUAAAAUAUGUGGAUAGAAAUAUAUUAUUAUGUGGUUUUCCUAUAUUUCUUAGAAAGAGUUAUUAUAACAACAAGAGUGAUUAUUUUUAUCAGUUUGAUUUUUUAAAAAAAUUUAGAAUUGAAGCAAUCAUAUCUUUUCUAUUCGAUGAUACAUAUUUCGAACAGAUAUGUAAUGUUAAAAAUAAUAUGUGUGUUGAAAGGUAUAAGGAAAUAUUAAAUUUUAUGUAUAAGGAAUAUCGUAACAAAUGUAUGAUAUUUUAUGAAACCAUAAGGAAUAAUGAUGAUUUAAAAAAUGUGCUUGAGAAGUUGAGGAGUAAUUUAUAA
Molecule: messenger RNA, 5577 nt
Organism: Plasmodium adleri (nom. inval.)
Lineage: Eukaryota; Apicomplexa; Aconoidasida; Haemosporida; Plasmodiidae
Product: nucleoside diphosphate kinase, putative
Exons: 7
Coding region: 1-5577 (1858 amino acids)
Molecular function (GO): nucleoside diphosphate kinase activity
Source: RefSeq, a predicted model, not a curated record